GCUGGUCGCUUCAUACGGAUGAACUUCUGCCUCACCUGACACACGCUGCGGAUACGCUCUGUAAGAUUACCGAAAAUGAAGAGAAAUCACGAUUUUAGCUCCUCGGACAGCGAGCUCGACGAGAAUAUCGAGGUGGAAAAGGAGAGCGCGGACGAAAAUGCCGGCGUGAAUUCUCCACUUGGUUCAAUGUCUCCGUCCACAACCUCUCAAGUGCAAGCGAGAAAACGUCGCAGAGGGAUCAUUGAGAAGCGCCGCAGGGACCGGAUAAACAACAGUCUGUCCGAGCUGCGCAGGCUGGUGCCCAGCGCCUUUGAGAAACAGGGCUCCGCCAAACUAGAAAAAGCAGAAAUUUUGCAAAUGACCGUUGAUCAUUUAAAGAUGCUCCAUGCAGCCGGUGGAAAAGGUUACUUCGACGCUCACGCGCUGGCCAUGGAUUACCGCGGCCUGGGUUUCCGCGAGUGUCUCGCGGAGACGGCGCGCUACCUCAGUAUCAUCGAGGGCCUGGACAACACCGACCCCCUCCGCAUCCGGCUGGUUUCGCACCUGAACAGUUACGCCUCUCAGAGAGAAGCUCACUCGGGUUUGGGCCACUUGGCGUGGGGCUCUGCGUUCGGGACGCCGCCGGGGCACCUGGCUCACCACCUCCUCCUGCAGCAGCCGCGCAGCACCAGCAGCCCUCCGUCCUCCAGCUCCUCAUCGCCCUCGUCCUCGUCUCCGUCCGCCCCCUCCACAGAGCCGCACGCCCCCAGCAGGCUGACCGGCACGGUCAUUACCGAGGCAGGGCAGACAGGACCGCUGCGGGUGCCGCCCAGUUCCUCCCUGCCCCCUGGCCUCACGCCGCCUACUACAUCCAAGCUUUCUCCACCCCUCCUGACGUCACUUUCGAGCCUGUCGGCGUUUCCCUUCCCGCUGAGCGCGUUUCCUCUGCUGUCUCCGAGCUCGCUGGGCCCCGCGGCUCCCUCCAGCAGCCUGGGGAAGCCCUACAGGCCCUGGAGCAUGGAAAUAGGGGCCUUCUGAACGUCGGUUAGAAAUGACUUUUUCCGUAACAUCUGACUCUUUCCAAGAGAUGGACAGAACCGCAGACUUGUACAAAGGGGAAAAAGUGAAUACAGAUCUGAUGUACUCCACUCCAGUUACCCUGUCUUUUAAAGCCGUCCUGUCUCGGGUUGAGCAGAGAUGACUUCUGGAGAUGGUCGGGUUCUCGCACAAAUCUAGUACUUUUGUCCCUCAGUGGAGAAAGGUAUAUUAAUAGAGAGAGAGAGAGAGAGAGGUUAGAGUAAAAGCAGAUGAGAUGCAUCGCUGAAUGGGUGUUAAUGGAGUUAAACUCACUACAGAUGUCCAUUUAAAGGGACGGUUCUCCCAAAACGAAAAUUCUGUCACCGUUUACUCGCCAUCAUCUCUGGGAGAUAAAAGAAGGUAUUUUGAUGAAUGUUGGUAAUCAAACCAUUCCGGGUCCCGUUGACUUUUACUGAAUUUUUGUCCGAAACCAUUUGGUUACCAACAGUCUUUAAAAUAUCUCCCAAAGAAUUACAGGAAUACGGGAAUGGCAUUAUGGUAAGAAAAUGACAGAAUGUUCUUUUCUGCGGUGGACUAUCCCUUUAAUUAUGCUAAGGAAGUGCUUAGAUUACAUAUUGACACAUAUAUUUGCAUCCUAAAUCAUCUCCUUGAGAAUGACAGGCAGGAUUUGGCUAAUUUUUUUUUUUUGAGGGAAUCCGGUCAGCGUUUCCAUAAAAUUGAAAUACUAUGCAAUGGAGUUGGCAGUGGUCCCUCUGCAAAUGUAUAUGAAACCUAUGCAAGCGAUUCUGUAUUCCUCGGUUGAACUGGACGAGUACUUUAUUUUUUAUAAAGAUUUUGGUCAGUGACCUGCGGUGUGUGUGUGUGUGUUUAUUUGUUUAAAAUGCUAUGAAUUUGUUGUUUGCAGGGACCGACCACUGUUAAACCUUUACAGAGACAAUCUACGUAGACAAUCUCUCAAAAACUGCACUAAUUUAAUUGUAGCAAAGGCACUCUUGGGUUUGUUUGUAGCAGAGCUCCCUGAAGAGUUCCUCCUUCAUGCACCGGAUCGUCUCUCUCUCUCUUAGUUUUGUGGUAAUAGGGAAUUUGCACUGGCAAAUCAGAUAAGACUAGGGUAUAGAUAGUACUGGAAGAGAUGGUGUGGUACUGUGCCUGUCCCUCACUAACAUGUGUGACCUUCCUGUAAUAAAAUGAUAUGUGUAGCUAAUAACCCUGGA
Messenger RNA from Puntigrus tetrazona (Sumatra barb), 2231 nucleotides. RefSeq names its product hes-related family bHLH transcription factor with YRPW motif 1 (gene hey1). NCBI's taxonomy places the organism in Eukaryota, Metazoa, Chordata, Actinopteri, Cypriniformes, Cyprinidae. Gene Ontology annotation, biological process: regulation of transcription by RNA polymerase II; regulation of neurogenesis; anterior/posterior pattern specification. The transcript has 5 exons. Gene Ontology annotation, molecular function: DNA-binding transcription factor activity, RNA polymerase II-specific; protein dimerization activity; RNA polymerase II cis-regulatory region sequence-specific DNA binding. Gene Ontology annotation, cellular component: nucleus. The coding region runs from base 76 to 1017 and encodes 313 amino acids. The record is from RefSeq and is a predicted model, not a curated record.